This is a messenger RNA of Vicia villosa (hairy vetch), 1575 nucleotides long. RefSeq lists its product as uncharacterized. Lineage: Eukaryota; Viridiplantae; Streptophyta; Magnoliopsida; Fabales; Fabaceae. Gene Ontology annotation, molecular function: zinc ion binding. The record is from RefSeq and is a predicted model, not a curated record. The coding region runs from base 1 to 1575 and encodes 524 amino acids. The transcript has 4 exons.
AUGGAGAAAACAAAACAAAAGUGGAAUGUAGGGAUCAAUAAGACACUUGCAUACAGAGCUAAGUCAAUUGCAGUUGACAUUGUAGAUGGUUCUUUUAGGGAUCAAUAUACAAGAAUCCAUGAUUAUGGACAUGAGCUUUUAAGGUCCAACCCUGGUUCAACUGUGGUUAUUAGUAGUCAACCUUGCCAACCAAGUCAAGGUGGAGAGGACAACACUGAGAAUAUUGAUAGGCCUUUGAAUCCACACUUCCAAAGGAUGUAUAUCUGCUUCAAAGCUUGCAAGGACAGUUUCUUCAAGUGUAGACCUAUUAUAGGUUUGGAUGGAUGUUUUUUUAAAGGCUACUAUGGGGGACAAAUCCUUGCAGCAAUUGGGAGGGAUCCUAAUGAUCAAAUGCUGCCCAUAGCAUAUGCUGGUUUGUUACCUGCACUUGAAGAGUUGCUACCAGGAGUUGAUCAAAGGUUUUGUGUUAGGCACUUAUAUAGCAAUUUCAAGAAGAAGUUUCCUGGUGUCAAAUUAAAGGAGUUAAUGUGGAAGGCUGCCUAUGCAAGUCAUCCAAAUGCUUGGGAGAAAAUUAUGAGACAGAUUAAAGUUGAGAAUCCAGAUGCCUUUAAUCACAUUUGGAAGAUCCCACCUAGGUUCUGGAGUAAAUCAAUGUUUAAAAGUGGUCCAAAAUGUGACACUUUGGUGAAUAAUAUGUCUGAAGCAUUUAACUCUGUCUUUGUAACUGCAAGAGCCAAGCCCAUUGUGACUAUGCUUGAAGAGAUUAGGGUGUAUCUGAUGAUGAGAUGGGAGUCUAACAGGAAAAGGAUUGUAAAAUAUAAUGAUACUAUUCUGCCCAAUAUCAGAAAGCAGUUGGCAAAACAAUCUCAGCUGACUAACUAUUGGAUGGUUAGGCGUGCAGGUGAGGUAGAAUAUGAGGUUAGGCACAUAACAAUCAUAGAAGAAAAGUAUUCUGUGAAUCUGUCAAAGCAUGAAUGUUCAUGUAGAAUAUGGAUGCUGACUGGGCUACCAUGCUGUCAUGCAUAUGCAUGUUUGAAUGAUCAACGAUUAGAAGUAGAUCAUUUUGUUCCUGAUUAUUACAAAAAGGAGUGCUAUGAAGCAUGCUAUACUCCUGUGAUACAUCCGGCCAAUGGAGCUACUCUUUGGACCAAGACAGAUGCUGUUGACCUACAACCACCUCCUAUAAAAAGACAACCUGGUAGACCCAAAAAGAAAAGGAACAAAGAGGCUGGGGAACAAGUAAGAAGUGCAACACAGCUUAAAAGGGCAAAGUUUGGUAUCAAGUGUAGUAGGUGCAAUAAAGAUGGCCACAACAAGGCCACUUGCAAGUUGCCACCAACUGUGACUACUACUACUGCUCCAUCAAGCCAACAAAAUGAGACCACUGCUCCAUCAAGCCAACAACCAACAACAAAUGUUUCUUCUGCUGCACCAACAACAACUGUUUCUUCUGCUGCACCAACAACAACAACUGUUUCUUCUGCUACACCAACUGCAAGCUCAUCUCAGCAACCACCCAAAAAGAAAAAGAGACUUCAAAAGGGUCCCAAAAAGCAAGUUGCAAGUCAGCCCUAA